AUGUUACCGGCUGGCGGUUUGACUCGGGGCCUCGUAGGGCUGGCUUUGGGGGCUGGGCUGUGUUAUUGUGCCUACAGAAUCCUAGCCGGUAAAGGCAGGGGGAAGAAGAAGGAGCUUGUGACAGGAGGAAGUUUACUGGAGAGAGUGUCCAACAUGACUGUAGUACAGAGUGUUCAGUCAGGAGGUGCAGUCCAGAUGGAAAACAUCCCUACGUCAGCCAGUAACUUGGAACCACACCAUCUGAAAGCACUCCUUGAAAUGCUUGAGAGCAAUGUUAAUGAUUCUUCAGUUCUCAAGCAGGCCUUAGUUACACUGUGUAACAGUGCAGCUUUCUCAGCUAAGCAUGACAUCAUUCGAAAUUUCAAUGGCAUUAAGAUAAUCGGGAGAUUCCUUUUGCAUCCAUGUCCAAUUAUAAAGACAAAAGCAUUGAAUGCACUCAACAAUUUAAGUAUGAACUUGAAAAAUCAGGAACAGAUAAAGGAUUUCCUCUGUGAUGUAUGUAAUGAAAUUAAAUCAUCAUCAUUGAAUUCUGAAGUGCAACUGGCUGGUUUAAGAUUAGCAAUUAAUAUGUCAGUCACCAAUAACUACCAUGAAUACCUGGUAGAUUACAUCCCCUGCUUUUUCACUCUAUUGGUGGAUGGAGAAGAAGCUACCAAGAUGCAUACUUUAAAGGUUCUUGUGAAUUUAUCAGCAAACCUUUCGAUGACCACAGCUCUCUUAUCUAGCAAGGCACCGGCAUCGCUAUCCAAUCUCUUUGGCAGCAAAACUAAUAGGGACAUUCUUAUCAGAGCUAUGACAUUUGCUGCAAAUCUUUCGGAGAACUUGGACAGACAACAGCAUAGUAAUGGACAAUGUCAUUACGAAGAGAACUCUUUAUAUGCCCUUCUCUUCAGAGGCCAGACAGUGUUCCAGAGAAAUCUGGUAGCAUUAUUACAGCAUCCAGAUAAAGACAUCAAAGAACACGUGGCUAGAUUUGUAUGUCCUCAGAAACUUAAUUAA
This is a messenger RNA of Staurois parvus, 999 nucleotides long. The record is from the annotation of a GenBank genome assembly. NCBI's taxonomy places the organism in Eukaryota, Metazoa, Chordata, Amphibia, Anura, Ranidae.